Lytechinus pictus (painted urchin) is the source of this 6930-nucleotide messenger RNA. RefSeq names its product eukaryotic elongation factor 2 kinase-like. The transcript is spliced from 14 exons. Gene Ontology annotation, molecular function: calmodulin binding; ATP binding; calcium ion binding. Bases 789 to 2846 code for a protein of 685 amino acids. The record is from RefSeq and is a predicted model, not a curated record. Gene Ontology annotation, biological process: protein phosphorylation; myosin II filament disassembly; response to differentiation-inducing factor 1. Lineage: Eukaryota; Metazoa; Echinodermata; Echinoidea; Temnopleuroida; Toxopneustidae.
GCGUGGGCAAUGCAUUUACCAGGGUUGUACAUGUAUGUCCACCCUUUGCAAGCAGCACUAAAAGAGCAUGCAGCGUGAGAGACAUUGUUUUGGUCGGCUAGCGAGGCUGUAACAGCGAUUCAACAACUCGUGUAUUGCUCCAUGCGUAGUGUAUAUUUCCCCCCAUAUGGUUCAUGUGUCGCAUCAUAUUCGUCAUCGAAGUGGAAUGUUUUGACUGUUGUCGUAAUUAUUAUUGCAAGCUUUUCAACAAUAUUGGUGGAUAUUGGAAAUUUUGAUGUUCAUUAAGAUCCCGGGAACUUUCACUGCUCAAAGACAGAUAUCCUGUUUACGGUAAAACCGAGUUGGCUCUGCUUCCUCCCCAUCCAUUGCGAUCAUCGUUAGCAAGUCUCACGCUUAUUCCAAACUUCCCUAAAGAAAUGACUUUCACCAAGCUCUCAACCUGACGGAGAUAGAGAUAGGAUUAAGGAUUGACUGACUGAAAACGUAGGAAAGAGCAAACUCCAAUCAUUGGUUGGAGUAAAAAUUAAUUUUAUUCUCUUUUGAAGCGCAACCUAACAGUAUCAUAUCGCAGCACCAGAAGUAUUUAAUCCCUCUUCAGCACUUGAAACCAGACCCUGAUUUGUUGAUAGACACCUUGAUCUUGAUAGCUUCAUUCAUGUAUACGUCGAACGCAAGCUUCCCAACAAGUCGACCACCUUUACUCCUCCUCACCUUAGAACUACAGUACCCAUCCCCCCUCCUCAAACCAUCCCUUCCCUUUGCUCCGGGUCACCAGUCCCUAGUACGCCAUGGCGGAACUCCAGUUUGAGAUCACCGACCUCCAUGGGGACGGAGACCAUCGGGUCAAUGGCAGCUACAACGGACACCAUCAUAGCAGUAGCAGUGAUGAUGACGAGGAGAUGCACAUUGAGCCCCUGCUGGACUACUUGCUUAGGGAACCAGAGACACACAGUACACCUUUGAAGAAUGAGAACAUUAGCAAGACCAAGAAGAGAAGUGCCACAUCAGCCAGGAAGAAGUGGAGAUGGGCAUUCAGGCGUGUCAAGCUGAUGAAUGAUCCUUGGAAGGAAUUUCAUCUGGAGGACCUCACCUCUGAGAAGGCUACCAGACAUCGCUACAAUGCCAUUGAAAAGACCUGGGUUCAGGAUCAAGUUGAGGUCAAGAUAACUUCAGAGCCCUUUGCCCAUGGAGCUAUGAGAGAGUGUUUUAGAAUGAAGAAAAAGUCUAACUUCAGCAAGGCUCAGAACUGGAAGAAUGCGGGUAACUUUGUAGCUAAGCGUUACAUGGAGACGGUGGAUCGAGACGUCUACUUUCAGGAUGUUCGUCUUCAGAUGGAUGCUAAGAUCUGGGGGGAGGAGUUCAACCGUCAUAAUCCUCCUAAGAAGGUGGAUAUCUUUCAGAUGGCAGUCAUUGAGUUCAUGGAUCGCCCUGGCAAGCCUCUGUUCCAUCUAGAGAGCUACAUAGAGGGAAAAUACAUGAAAUACAACUCAAAUUCUGGUUUCGUUAGGGACGAAGCUCUCCGACUGACACCACAGGCAUUCAGCCAUUUCACUUUUGAGCGUUCAGGUCACAAGCUUAUUGUUGUGGACAUCCAAGGUGUGGGUGAUCUGUAUACUGAUCCUCAAAUCCACACCUCCACUGGCAAGGAAUACAACGAUGGUAACCUUGGAUCCCGUGGUAUGGCGCUCUUCUUUGCUACCCAUGCCUGCAAUGAGAUCUGUGAUCAUUUGGAGUUGACACAGUUUGACCUCCACACCUCCGAGUUCAGUGGUCAUGAGAAAUAUAUCAAGCUUCAGAAAAGCUCUAAUACCAUCUGCCGAGGAACCGAGAACCGGGUCUUCAAACCUCGUGCCAGACCCUCCAUCUCCCCCUUGGACAUGACCCAGUUCGUCAUCUUUGAGCGUUCCAACUCCCAGAUGUCAACUGGGUCUACCAACUCCAGCGUAGUCUUGUCUCCUCUUGCCGAGUCCCCUCCCAGGCGCAUUUCCUUCCAGGAGCUCCCUUCAUCACCAGACGACGUCGCCAUGUCGAUGUCUCCACCUCCAAGCAUGCUGAAUCAGUUCCGGAGGACGGCACGGUUUAGGCUGGAUUCGGAGAGCGAGACGCUGUCUAACGAUGAAGAAAAAAGGGCCAAAUUUCUGGAAAGGAAUGUGAACCACAGACCAUCCUGUGUGAACCUGGAGGUUCAAUUGAGAAAGAAUCUCUUGAUGACCAGCACUGGAGGAUCCAUCUUAGGACAGAUUCAUCUGGAUAUGGCUAAAUACCACGAGCUUGGACGUUUUGUGGCGGAUGAUAAUGACCGUAACAUGGAGGCCGCCAUCUAUCAUCUGCGUCAUGCUGCGGAUUGUGGAGUCCUUGAGGCUAUCCAAGCCAUGGCCAGGAUAUGCCUACAGCUAAGCCAUGAUGUACUCACAGAGGUGACUGUACCGAAUGAUGAUGAUUACAUCAAUGAGGGAAUGGAAUACAUGGAGACAGCAGCAGUGGCAGGGGAUAGAGCAUCCAUACUGAUCGUGUCCAGAGCCUACGACACUGGGUACAACCUCGGAAGUGCAAGACAAAAGUCCUGGUUGGAGGCCAUGCACUGGUAUGGAGAAGCUGUCACCACUGAGAAACCUGAUGAAGACGGCCAUUUUGAUUCCACUAUGGAUGAUCCAAACUACCUAAUCCAGGCUAGGAUGGCUGAAAUGUAUCGUUAUGGAGGACCAGAUCUUGAUAAGAAUCCUGAAAAAGCUGCUGAGCUUUACAAUGAAGCUGCAGAAGGAGCAGUCGCUGCCAUGAAAGGUCGCCUCUCCAACAAGUACUACAUGCUCUCUGAGGAGUGUUAUGGUGAGAUGGAGGAAGAGUAAAGAGGCUCAUUGGGAAGCUGUAUCACUCCUCUUGUAUAUUGUAUUCAUCCUACUGUGGCUCCCCCACUCCUACAAGCUAAGUUUUAUGUAGGGUUGAUAUGUCUGGCCUUUAACAAUGAUUUUGUUUGAAACUGUUAUGUUAGUUUCAUAAGAUCAAGCUCCCAUUUUAUGAAAAUGUUUCCUUUUAAUUCCUAAUUGGCAUUUUUUCUAUUGAUUUUCUUUUCUAUUCUUUUAAUAAUUUACUAUCACUUUUUUUAAUAUAAUUUUUACCCCAAACAGCCAGAAACACAUUCCUCCUUUUUUGUAUUUAUUCACUGCAAUUUGUCUUCAAAAAGUGCAAAAUCAUUAAUUUUUUUCUGUCAUAGCCUUUUUCUGUCGUAGCACAAUUCAUAUUUCACAUGCAUCAUUUUCAGCAAUAGCUCCAUGAUAGAAAAGGAGAUUAUUUUAGUACUUUUAGAUUGAUAAUAGUGUCUUCUUGAAAUGUCAUGUGGUAUGAGAAGUGACAAAGAUAUUUCAAUCAUCGACAAGAUUGUAUACACAAUUUUAGAUAUAAGCUGUUUUCUGAAAAUCUAUUAUUUGUAGACUUACUGUAAGAUAAUGUAAGUUUUUGUGUCAAGGCAAGUUGGCCGGUUCAUUUGCCUAUAAUAAAAAAAGGUCAUGUUAAAUUUCUCUUAUGUACAUAAGUGUAUGUUUUCACUAGACAAAGUUCGGUGCAUACAGAUUUGUUUAUUAUUUUCAUUAUCUGUCAUUGUUUAAGCAUAUAAAAGUGAAACUUUAUUCUAUUUUGAGUCCACCUUCAAGACAGUAAGAUGUCUGUAUAUUUUUGUAAAUAUAUGAUAUUUUCGUGGAAAGGCCAGGAAUUUGUUUUCUUCUGAUUUCUCAUGAUAAAUUAUGGUGUAUAACAGAACAAGGAAUAGAGGGGGAAACAAAAUUGUGAAAUAGAGUAAUGGGCCGCUUUGGAUGUUGGGGGGGGGGGGGUGGGGCGAUUGCUUAAUGCAAAGAUUGAAUUCAAUUAGAAAUAACCAGUUUCCCCCAUUUAUUAUGUCAAUUCCAACUAUGUUUAAUUAGAUGUUUAUGAAAGAUUAAUGUUAGAAUCAGAAUUUUUGCUUCAGACUUUGGUAAUUGACCUCAUCCAUUAUAAGCAACACCAAAAUAUUCAAAAUCAGUUAUAUUGGCAUGUUCUUUAAACAUGAAAAACUUCAUUUGCAGUUUGGUUAAGGUUGUGUUUACAUAGUAAUAUAAUAUACUUAUCAUUUCACAAGUUGUACAUAUAUCAUAAUGUCUAUAUCAUAAUCCCUACCUCACUGUGAUACACAGGUCAUGUAGAAAGCAACUCACUGUAACUGCACUGGUAGCAGAGAAUAUAACCAUUUAAUUGGAAGGAAAACUGAUCUUGAUAUCAUAUCAAUCUUUUUUUUUUUAUUAUAUGAUUUUUGACUGUUAGUUGGAUGUGACACCUUAUUCUCAUAGCGCCCUCCCUCAGAGGCUAUAGAAAUACACGUAAACAGAGUUGUCAGAGAUACGCCAGCUGCAGAUUGGCAACGGCACUGACAUCCAAGAUGGCGGUGUGAUGACGUCAAUGCAUAAGGCCUAUAGAUUUAAAAAUGUGUACAUGAUUGGAAUCUUAUGGGAAUAUGAAAGGGGAGUGUGACUGUACUUCUUGAAGUUAUUAAGAUUGAUGUAAGAAUAGGUUUGUCCAGAGAGAAAACACCACAUUUACGCACCUUGCUGAAAGUUUUUGAUGCAUACUUAAAGCAGGAAUCCCACUAUGAAGGUGCUAAAGCGUCUCUCACAUUGGCCUUUCUGUAUAUCCCAUUGUUUUGUCUAUGAUAAGGUGGUAAGAUUAGUGAUAAAACGACGCUCACUUGCAAGAUUCUUGUUGGAAAGUUGUGGCUUUGUCUUGGGGUGAGAUGCUUUAACCAGUUGACUACCUAAACUGGGGGUUCCUCUGGGAAUAACUGAAUUCUAAAAGUCAACUAGUUUAGAUAGAACAGUUGCAAAGGAGGCUUGCUGUGGUAUAUUUGACUAUUUAUAAUAGAUUUCAAAUGUAUGAAUUUAAUUGUAUACGUAAUGAUGACGUUGACGACAGUUUUAUGUAUAUACAUGUAACUGCAGGUAAUGAAAUAGCAUUGUAUGCUAUUUAUAUGAUUCAUGUACUUUCAAGCUAUCUGUACCUAUGGACACUGUACAUACAAGUAGCACUUAUACAUUAGUUCUGGUUUUUGUAUUUUACUGCGUUGACUCUAACAAGUAGUCCCAGUCUGUUGAGCAAUGUGCAUUCUGAAUUGUGUGUUAAUAGGUACUAUGUAAUGAAACAUGUGUACAUGGCAAUGUUUGUGUUCAGGCAAUGUUUGUGUUCAGGUAACUGAACGUUAGGUUCCCUAUGAGGGGAUGUACUGGUACAGUAUUUGUUAAUUCUCUUUUCAGGAGUACCCAUAGAGAGUAUCUAUACCAGUCUCAUGCAGCAUGUUACUCACUCAACAUACAUGAGGGAUUUUAAGUUGCACAAAGUGUAUUACCUUUCCAUCUCCUAGUCACUGAUAAUAAUGAUAUUGAUAAUAAUGAUAAUUAUAAUACUCAUUUGUAAAGCAUCAUCUAUAUAGAGCUAUAUAGAAAUAGUCUAUUCUCAGGCGCACUAUUAUUACCAAGGCUUUAGCUCAAGCUGCCUUCCAGCACUCGGCGCAUUCAAGGAAUUAAUCCUGCUGGGUACCCAUUCACCUCACCUGGGUUGAGUGUGGCACCAUUCAAUGCAAGUAUGAUUUGUUGAUUUAGUGUAAAUAUUGAAAACACUUAAUGUUUUGUCUUUGUUACUGAUGACCGUGUACUUGAUCAACUCUGAGCUGACUUAAAAUUUAUUUCUAUUUUUCACUAUUUCAAAUAUUUUUCUAUUGUGAUUAAUGUUCGUGUUUAAUGAUGUCCAAUUGAUUUGUUGAUUGAUUAGUUGUAAGAAUAAGAAAUGAAAAAAUAUCUCUGAAAUUAGUGAAAGCUUUUGCAAUUGUAUAUUCAGUGCCAAAAUUUAUUUGAAUGAAAUUAUCCUUUUCCUCGUGACAAAAUAGGGAUCUGUAGAUUUGUAUUUAAUUGAAUUUCUCGCCUAGUUUGGCUCGUAAAUGUUAACCUUCCUUGUGUGCUCAUCUCUAUGAAUUUCAAAGUUGGAUCAUUCAAAACUUUUUGAUGAACAUGGAAACAUUGAUUCUGUUGAUUCUUGCAAUGCCACAAUUUAGAGUACAUAACCCUUUAGCUUCCACCAUUAUUGAUUGUAACUAAUAAAUGUCUUUACCUCUUAUUUUCUAUUUAUAAACCAUGAAAGAACAAUUAAUAUUCGUGUUAUAUGAUAACUUCUACAAAAUGUCUGCAUCUAGAGUAAGAACAACUCUAUCCCUCCUCUUUCUGUUAUUGAUGUUGAUUUACUAUGAUAUUUUUAAGAAUUUAAAGUCAUUGUCAUAUGAUUAUUUUAUGAUUCUUCCCUCCAAGUGAAAGAAAUAUUUUCUUUUGUAGGAUAUCUCAAUGGAGUUAUGUUCUUUGUAAAUAUACAAAAUUUGUAUAUGUACUAGUUUACAUUAACUUAAAAAAUACAUAUUUUAUCAUAGGUCUACAUUGGCUUACAUUUAGAUUGUUUUCAACUUGCUAAUCUGAUGAUUUGUAACUCUGUGCAGUUGAUUCCAUUUUAAUACUAUCAUACCAAUUUUUUAAAUAGUUUUUGACAAAACUCUAAAAAGCCGUUUCCACAGAAAAUGGUAAAUUUUUCCCUGUAGUUAUAAUAUUCUACUACAGCUGUCUGCUUAUGGUAAUUUUUCUUCCGUCCCCCAUUCCGUCAGCUGUGUUGACCCCCUUGUUGGAAAGUAAUAAGACUGCCUAAAUUGAAAGGGAAAAGUAUUUGAGAAUGUUCCCCAUGAUUUGACUUUAAACUGCAUAUUUGUUCGUAUCAACUUUUACAAACUGGAUAAGAUUUAUGUGGUACAUCAUAUUUUGUAAGCAUUUGGAUUUACACUUCUAGACUGAAAUGAUAUUGUAUGCUUAAAAGGUACAUUACUUGUAAAUACUUCUCCCUUUUGUGGCAAUUCAAUAAAACUUGAAGAAAUUAAAA